AUAAAUUAAGGACCACCAAUGCCAAUAGCUGCACCACCAUCAGCAUAUUCUCAAGUCUCGUAAGAGCAAAGCUUUUCUCACUUUCUGUAAUCUGCACAGACAACGUAUCCAUCUACACCGUCUUUCCAUCAACAAUGUCGGUCCCUGACCUAGAGUUUUCCACUUCACUUCUUCUUUGCCUCAUUCCGCUACUCUGCUUCUUCCUGAAAACUACUCUGACAAACUUCUUCUCAUCCAAGGCCGGUAAGCUUCCAAGAUCAUACCCCUUAAUCGGUUCAUACUUCGCCAUUAAAGCAAACAUGCACCGCCGAGCUGAAUGGACUGGCGAAAUCGUGACCACCUUACCCAACUUGACCUUCACUCUUCGCCGCCCACUUGGCCACAGCCAAGUCUUCACCGCCAACCCCGCCAACGUCCAGCACAUACUCAAAACCAACUUCUCACGUUACCGAAAGGGAGAACUCAUGCACGUAACCAACAGAGACUUCCUCGGUGACGGUAUCUUCAAUAUAGACGGAGAAAAAUGGAAAUUCCAGAGACAAGUAUCCAGUCACGAGUUCAACACAAAAUCCCUGCGUAAGUUCGUGGAAACAGUAGCGGAAACCGAGCUGUCCGAACGCCUCAUCCCAAUCUUAACCUCGGCUGCAGCUAAUAAAACGGUUCUCGAUCUCCAAGACAUACUUCAGAGAUUUGCUUUUGACAAUAUUUGCAAAGUAGCAUUUGGCUACGACCCUGCAUAUCUAUUACCAUCUCUCCCUGAGGCCGAAUUCCCCGUGGCUUUUGAAGAUGCCACUCGUCUCAUUAGCGAAAGGCUCAACUCCCCUCUACCGCUAGUCUGGAAAAUCAAGCGCGUUUUCAAUGUUGGGUCUGAAAAGCAGCUCAAGGAAGCUGUGCGGAUAGUUCGUGAAUUUGCCAAAGAAGUCGUGAGGGAGAAAAAGCAGGAACUGAGAGAAAAGUCAUCAAUUGGUUCAGUUGAUAUUCUAUCUCGAUUCUUGACCUCUGGCUACUACAACGAAGAAUUUGUUACCGAUGUAGUGAUCAGCUUCAUCUUAGCCGGUCGGGAUACGACAUCCGCUGCGUUAAUAUGGUUCUUCUGGUUAGUCUUUUGCGACCCACGGGUGGAAAAGGAAAUUUUGAGGGAAAUCAGAGAGAAAUCCGAAUCCCCAGUUUAUGAUGAAGUGAAGGAUAUGACUUACACACACGCUUCGCUAUGCGAAACCAUGAGGCUUUAUCCGCCGGUGCCGCUGGAUACCAAGGUAGCUAUGAAGCAUGAUGUCUUGCCUGACGGGACAGCUGUGAAGAAGGGUACGAAGGUAAUAUACCAUCCCUACGCUAUGGGGAGAGUGGAGGCAGUGUGGGGGGAGGACUGGGCGGAUUUCAGGCCGGAGAGGUGGUUGGAGGAGGAGGCGGCAGGGGAUGGGGAGGGGAAGUGGAAGUUUGUGGCAAGGGAUCCUUACACGUAUCCGGUUUUUCAGGCGGGGCCCAGAGUGUGUCUGGGGAAGGACAUGGCGUUCUUGCAAAUGAAGAAGGUGGUGGCUGGUGUAUUGCGACGGUUCAGGGUAGUCCCGGCGUUGGAAGAAGGAGAGAAGCCGGUGUUCGUAUCGUACUUGACAUCCAAGAUGAAGGGUGGGUUUCCGGUGAGGAUAGAGGAGAGGGUGGAGUAGUCUUGCUGUUUGUUGACUGCUGGCAAACUGAUCACUAAACUGAUUAGACUGUUACGUCGUCAGUUUUACAAUUGUAUCAGUCAUAGUCUUGAGAAAUUGGAUUUGAAAGAAAUUGGAUUGUAAUGCAAUUGCUGUGAACAUUCAAAUCCAAUUUUGGUAUAGAAUUUUGAUGAACCUUUUGUUUCUUGAGGCUAA
Molecule: messenger RNA, 1859 nt
Organism: Coffea arabica (coffee)
Lineage: Eukaryota; Viridiplantae; Streptophyta; Magnoliopsida; Gentianales; Rubiaceae
Product: cytochrome P450 94A2
Molecular function (GO): heme binding; oxidoreductase activity, acting on paired donors, with incorporation or reduction of molecular oxygen; iron ion binding
Source: RefSeq, a predicted model, not a curated record